CACAAAAGCUGGAAUGGCUGCUGUCGGACUUUUCUCUGGUGUCAUUUUAUGAUUCGCAUGCUUUGCCUGUACUCGGAUACUUGAUUAACAUGUCUGUAUUAUUCAAUAACGAUAACUCCGAUUCUGAUGGAGAAUUGAAGAUAAAUCAAGAAUAUGCCAAUAUUUAUGAUAACUUUCGUCAAAAGGAGGAAUUACAUAAAUUGAAGGCAAGAUAUGGGGAAGCUGCUUUAUUUUCAGAAGAUGAAUCCAGUGAAAGUAGUUCAUCAGAAGAUGAUGAAAUUGAUCCACAAUUUGAUAAAGAGUUUCUUAUAACAAUGGCUUGUUUGAAAUCUGAGGAUCCAAGUAUAUAUGAGAAAGUUAAAUUCUUUAAUGAUGGCAAACAUGAAACAUUAGAAAAUACUGAAGCAAAAAACAAGGAUAAAAAGUCAAAGAAAGAGAAACCUAUCUCUUUACGUGAUUAUGAACGUAAAAUGAUAUUAGAAAGAGACGGACGGUUUAGUAGCAGCGAAGAUGAAGACAACACAAGACAAAAAAUUUUAUCUAAAACGCCCACUUAUAUGGAAGAACAAAAACAUUUAAGAGAUAGUUUCAAACAUGCUCUAAAAAAUGAAGAUGAAGAUGAAGAGAAUGAUUUUUUGAAGAUCAAACACAAGACAGAAGAGGAAAAGCAUAAAGAAGAAGAAUCAUACAAGGAAUGGUUAAGAGGUCAGGAAGUAGAAAUAGAUUCCGACGAUAAAGAAAUGCUUAAACCAUUGCGUGAUUUUUGGUCGAAUCCUAAUUUAGAUUCAAAUGAAAAAUUUUUGAGAGAUUACAUUUUAAAUAACAAACAUAUGGAUAAAGAAUUGAAUGAUGUUGACUUAGAAUACAAUCAAGUUAUUCAUGAUAGUGAUGAGAAUUUGUCGGAAGAUGAAAAAACUAUCCUAAAACAAGAGGAAUUUGAACGUAAAUACAACUUUAGAUUCGAAGAACCUGAUCAAGAAUUUAUCAAAAGAUACCCACGAACAAUGGAAAACUCGAUGCGAAAAAAAGAUACGCGCAGAGCGCAGAAGAGAGCAGAAGUUAAACAAAGAAAAGAGGAAGAGAAACAGCAAAAGAGAGAGGAACUGAAACAAUUGAAAGCGUUAAAGAGGAAGGAAAUAGAAGAAAAGAUAGAAAAGUUGAAAGAAAUUACAGGAAAUGAUGAUAUGCGUUUUGAUAACGUUGAUUUUGAUUCCGAUUUUGAUCCAAAUGAACACGAUAGAAAGAUGAAGGAACUUUUUAAUGAUGAAUAUUAUGCUGGUGGUGAAGAUGAGAUGCAAAAGCCGGAAUUCCCAGAGAUUGAUGAAGAAUUGGGUAUCGAACCCAAAUGGGAUACAUAUGAUCCAACCACAGAUAAAAUUGACAUGGAAACUGCGUCAUACGAGGAACCUCAUUGUGAAGAUCCAGAUUUUCAUAUGGAUGCUGAUUACGAUGCAUCUCAAGAUCUGCAGUCCGAAUUGAUUGAAAAUACAAAAAAGAGAAAACGAAGGAGGCGCUCUAAAUUUGCUGAACUUAUAGCAAAGGAGAAACCAAAAUUUGAUCCAAAACAAUUCCCUUCGUAUACAGAAUAUUUCGAUCAAUAUUAUUCGUUAGAUUAUGAAGACAUGAUCGGAAACUUGCCUUGUAGAUUUAAGUACAGGAAAGUAGUGCCGAAUGAUUAUGGAUUAAGUAUUGAAGAAAUCUUAAUGGCUGAUGAUAAGGAAUUGAAUAGAUGGUGUUCCUUAAGACAUGCUCUCAAGCAUAAACCGGAACAUGUAGAAAAGAAUGAAAUUCGAACAUAUAAAGAAAAAGCCGCGAAUGAAGCAUAUAAACGAAAAAUUCUUAGAAGCUUAUAUACUGAGCCAGAAGAGGAAGAAAAAGAAAAAGGAGAAGAAGAUAUAACUAAGCAAACCAAUCUUGACAAGAAGAAACGCAGACAAAAAAAGAAAACUAAAGCCAACAAUUCUACUAAUACUGAUACCAUAUGUAAAAAAGAACUCAUGCGUACAACAGAAAAUAAUAUACAGAACAAUUCUUACAAUAAUAAAGAUGAUAAAGAAGAAGAAAAAGAUAUGCAAGAGAAAAAUAUAAUAAAUAAGAGCAAAAAGCAGAAACGAAAGAACAAAUCAGAAACUGAUGGCGAUGCUCCAUUUUCUAAGAAAAUGAAGAUAGAUCACGCAGAAAAAGAAAAGUCUCAAAUAAAAGCAAAUAUUAACAUUAAAGUGGAAAAUAAUAACGAAAAAAUAACAUCUAUUGAAAAGUCUAUAAAGAGCCGGAAAAAAAAGAAGAAUAAGAAUUCUCAAGUGAAUACUGGGAAGCACAAAACAGACUAUGAUGAUUUAACAAUGUCUUUAAAUGCAAAAAGAUUGAAGACAUAUGGAAUUAACCCUAAGAAAUUAAAAAAUAAAUUGAAAUAUGGCAACAAAAAAUUAUAAAUAUUAAUGUUUUUUGUA
Pogonomyrmex barbatus (red harvester ant) is the source of this 2450-nucleotide messenger RNA. RefSeq names its product protein KRI1 homolog. Gene Ontology annotation, biological process: endonucleolytic cleavage in ITS1 to separate SSU-rRNA from 5.8S rRNA and LSU-rRNA from tricistronic rRNA transcript (SSU-rRNA, 5.8S rRNA, LSU-rRNA). NCBI's taxonomy places the organism in Eukaryota, Metazoa, Arthropoda, Insecta, Hymenoptera, Formicidae. Gene Ontology annotation, cellular component: nucleolus; 90S preribosome. The record is from RefSeq and is a predicted model, not a curated record.